GCUCUUCCGCCAGACUCGGUCACGGCGCGGUAGUCUCGUGUCCGCUAGCUCACCGCACGGAAUGGCGCGCCUCGCUGCUCUCUCCUGCGUCCUCGCGUCAGUCGUGAUCUUGGCAACGUGUCAGACAGAAGAUACAAGAACUACACCCAUAUCUGAAACAGAUGAGGAUCAUAAUACUUCUGAGUUAACUGCACCUCUCACAGUCCCUUCUUUCCACUCUGAAGACCAAAAAAACAAAGAAUCAACAUCAACAACACCCAAAGAAACCAUUGAAACUACAACAUCACCACCAACAACAACAUCAAGACCUACAACGACAGAAGUACCUCGCACAAAUUCGCUUUUCCGUUUCCGGGGAAAAGAUGGAGCAACUUGUAUUCUUCUUCAAGUUGAUGCUUUGCUUUCAAUCAAGUAUAAAACAAUAUCUGGUGAAAUGAGGGAUAGAGAUAUUUAUGUCCCUAACAAAGCUAAUAUAUCGGGGAGCUGUAAUGAAGACACUUCUUAUUUGGAUCUGACGUGGCCAUCAUUUUUUAUCAGAUGGAGCUUUUCCAAGACACCAGGUGGUGAAAGAUGGUACAUUAAUAAGCUAGAGUUGGCGUAUACACUCUCUAGUGAAAUCUUUGAACAUGUUGCAAAUCCAGGACAAACUGUGCAAGUUUCUACUGCACAUUCACACGAGAACAUGUUGUAUCCAACACUAGUUGGACGAUCAUUUACCUGUAAACAAGAGCUUACUGUUCACCUAUCUGGAGAACAUGCAUAUGGUGCCACCCUCUAUCUCAGAGAUCUACGACUUCAACCAUUUAUAUUCAAUGUUGAUGACUUUAGUCCAGAAUAUGAAUGCUCACCUGGAGGUAUAACGUUUCGAGAUGAGACUGCACCAAUUGCUGUUGGAAGUACUCUGGCAAUUGUUGUUCUCCUUACAGUAACUGGAUAUGGUAUUUAUCGCUAUUUUAAAAUCAAAAAAGUUCAGUAUGAUACUAUGGAGUAAAUGUAUUUAGUUAAAAAUUUAUUCCUACGUGUGUAAAGUUGUAAUUACUUUUAGUUUAUUGUAAAUUUAUGACUAUUUUCAACUUUGGUGGUUUUGUUUCCUACUUUGAAAUGUCUGUUUGCAGUCUUUGAUAAAAAUGUCUAUCAAUGACAUUUUUUUAAGGAGUACAAGGUGUUACUGCUUUGUGUUAGAACUGCAGCUCUUUAGACACCAAUACAUGGCAGGCUUUUACAAAAAAGGCAGUAUUUCUCUUGAAAAUAAAUACAACCUGACAAGUGACAACAAACAAAAAAAGUGUAACCUAAUACUUAGUUCAUGAUGCAGCCAUGUCUGCUCAAGCAAGUAGUCAACCACUCACAGAUUUAUUUAGAUGCUUUUCGUUGCUUCUUCUCUUUCACUGCUUGAUUAAUUAUGUGGCUUACUAAUUAUUCAUUUAAUGAACUUGAAUUCUUUAUUUGACUGUAAACUCGACAGAAGAAGACCGAACCAGUAAUGGGAACCUUAGACAUGAUAAAAAUAUAAAAUUGUUUACUAUCCAGACUCUUCAUAUUGGUAGUAACACAAAAACUUUUGAUAACUUUUUUAGAUCUUUAUUUGUCAAUAGUUUCACAGUGAGCCAUUCUUUUCACCAUAGAGAUUUGUAUGUAAUGUAAUGGAAUUUCUGAGACUAAGCAAUUUGAUAUACAUUCUUGGCUCACAUUGUCAGGAAAUACAAAAACCAUUUUUGUGUAUAAUAGAUAUUAGCUCUAGGAUGUAAACAGUAGUCCCAUAUUAUAAUGGACUAUCAUUUCCAAGUUUCUUCUAAAAAUAAGUACAGCCACCAUGUGCUCAUUUUUAAUUCAGAGCCAUUGAAACACUUGUGGUUAAAAAGCAAUAGAUGAUCUAAAACCUAAAGUUAUUUAACCCCAAACACAUUUAAAUCAAGCCCUUCUUCAUUUUUUCAUUUGCAUUCAACAGUAGGCACUGUACUUGUCAUUUAAGGAAGUUCUUCCUCUACCAACAGAUGAAAAAGCAUUUCAAAUAAUUCUCUAACUUAAAAACUGAAUGUAUCCUUCACAGUCUGGAAGCACCUUGUACCCAAUAACACACUCAUUGAUGUGAAAAGCUGCAACAGUAAUCAAAGUUUACAGAGUUACUUAUCAAUUUAAAACAUUUAUUGUUAAUUGUGGAAUUAUAUUGAUAUCUCUGCAAACCAUCACAGGAAUUGAGUCUGCUCAGUGUAUCGAUGAGUAAUUUCGUAUUAUUAUAUGUUAUGUAACAGGAGCUUGAUGUAACAGUAAAAAAAGUAUCCCUUAGAGCUUGUGUGCAGUUUAUGUGUGUACGUGCGUGUGUGUGUGUGUGUGUGUGUGUGUGUGUGUGUGUGUGUGUGUGUGAGAGAGAGAGAGAGAGAGAGAGAGAGAGAGAGAGAGAGAAAGAGAGAGAGAAUGAAUUUAUUUGUUUGUUUGUAUGCAUUCAGUAUGCAGAUUUUUCUAAAUCAGAAUGUGGAGUUUGUUGCACAUAAAUGGCAUUUACGAGAUACACGACUGAAAUGUUAACAGAGACUGUUUCCUGAUAUUUGAUGAUUAAUGUAUGUUAUAUAGUUAUAUAGAGUUAAAGUAAAUAUAUAUUGUAGUUACAUGUGUGGUCAUAGAUAGCAAUAAAAUUUCUCUCUGCAUUUUUGUGGAUUUAGUAUAAACAGAGUGCAUGACAUGAUACAUUACUGAAAGCUGUGGCUCUUUGGUGCCUAUUUUAUGCCAACAUAUGUAUAUGUGCAUCUCAAAUUAGAGUGCAGCAUUUGUGUAGAUGAAGAACAGAAAAAAAUUGUAUUAGCAGCACGAAAGUGAAUCCGCACUGAGCUAUAGGCUGAAAGAAGAACAGCAAUAGCAGUGGAAAGAAAAUUAAGGAAAUUGUUUCACUACAUUGUCUUCUUGAAACUACUUCACAUUUUGGCAUGAAUGUUUAUUCUCUUUGCUAUUUUUAACUUUUGCACAUACUUAUCAGUCUUGGGUUUUUUAUUUAUUUUUACAAACAAAUUGUAAACUGCUCCUCUCUCCACUUCGAUAUGACUUAAGAAAGGAGUGUGUUGUUACCUAGCACAGGAAGCAUUUCCUCUUACACUUUUGCACUAACUGUCUCCUUCUAAUCCUAUACUCAUUUUAUUUUCCAAGGGCAACACCUUCAGUUUCUUACUUGAUACAUUUAUUACCCUACAAAUAAUCUACCACAACAAGAAAUGCACCUACCUUUAAACUUACAGUUUCAAUUGUUGUUACUAUAAUGCCAGAGAGACAAAGUAAAUUUUUUUAUCUAUUAGAAGUUAUAGAAGACCAUAGUGGUUGUAAUAUAUCAAUGGAGUCAAUGAGUCAUUAGUCCUGCCAUUAUUUAAGCUUCACAUUCACCCUAAAUUGACUAAUUGUGUUUUGAGUCCUCCGUAUAACCUAACUGAACCUUAAUGACUUACUUUUUAGUGACAAAAAUGAGAAAUGGAAUGGUGUAAGUAAUUACUGUUAUCUUUUAUGGCAACAAAAUUACCCAAGUGUGUUAUUUCAAAUUUUAACACAAAACCCAUAUUUUAAGAAAUGUAAUAACAUGAAACUGUUUU
Messenger RNA from Schistocerca nitens (vagrant locust), 3572 nucleotides. RefSeq lists its product as uncharacterized. The record is from RefSeq and is a predicted model, not a curated record. The coding region runs from base 62 to 991 and encodes 309 amino acids. NCBI's taxonomy places the organism in Eukaryota, Metazoa, Arthropoda, Insecta, Orthoptera, Acrididae. The transcript is spliced from 8 exons. Gene Ontology annotation, cellular component: membrane.